Messenger RNA from Chrysochloris asiatica (Cape golden mole), 1860 nucleotides. It is a transcript of the gene SIGIRR, whose product is annotated as single immunoglobulin and toll-interleukin 1 receptor (TIR) domain. NCBI's taxonomy places the organism in Eukaryota, Metazoa, Chordata, Mammalia, Afrosoricida, Chrysochloridae. The transcript has 13 exons. Gene Ontology annotation, biological process: signal transduction. The coding region runs from base 1 to 1860 and encodes 619 amino acids. The record is from RefSeq and is a predicted model, not a curated record.
AUGCCGAGGUACCCAGGCAGCCGCAGCUCCAGAGGGCUGAGCGCAAGACAGUCAGGAGCUCCAGCCUCAGGCGUAAAGCGGGAACACCUGAGUCCGCCCUCUGCCCUGCUGACGGGGCGGAGCUGUAGCCGUCGCUGCCACCAGCAGACGCUGGGCCGUUGCCGCGGCGCACCUGCCCCAGACCUAGGACGGAGUGCUCCACGCAUCGUGGACCCGCUGGGACCGCGGCGGGUGGGUCCGACAGGAACUGGUUCGGAGCCGCUAGCUACCCGCGCCUCCCGGAAGCUGGAGCCCGUCCUCCUCCCGUCCGCUUGGACCUUGGAAGUGGGAGCAGGGACAGGGAACAAGGCCGCUCCGCCGGACGUGCGCAGGGGCGUCCAGCAGCCUUCCUUCGUAGGGGCGCGCGGACCGAGCAAAGAGCUAGAACCAGGUGACUCUGUCCGCCAGUGGCAUCAGUGUGCUGGUGGCUGGUGGGCCUUUCCAGGUUAUGGCCUGUCCAGAGUGGGGCCUGGUCACGGGGAGGCAGCAGUGAGUAUGGUGUAUGCAUGUGGCUUCUGGAAAGAGUCCUCUGACCAGCUUCGAAGGAACCUCCCGUUCCUGUGGAAACUCUGCCCAGCCAAACCUGGGGCUGGAGGUGUCUGUAAUGGGAACCCCAAUUUCAUCUCCCCGGCCGGAGACCAGGUCCUGAGGCCUGUUCUGCACACGGCAGUCACUCUGAACUGCACGGCUUGGGUGGAGUCUGCGGUCCCCUGCCUCCCACCUGCAGUGCACUGGCUGAAAGAUGGGCUACCACUGGGCAAUGGAAGUCACCACAGCAUCCAGGAAAACUCCUGGGUCAGGUCCAGCUUGUCAGAAGUGUUUAUGUUCAGUGUCCUGGAGGUCAACCUGACCGGUGCCCAGGACUAUGGCGUCUACACCUGCUCUGUCCACAACGUCAGCUCCGCCUCCUUUACUCUGUGGAGAGCAGGGCCACCUGGCCACGUGGCCGCGGUGCUGGCUUCUUUCCUGGUUCUGCUGGUGCUGCUGCUGGCCGCACUGCUUUACGUAAAGUGCCGCCUCAAUGUGUUGCUCUGGUACCAGGACACUUACGGCGAGGUGGAAAUGAACGACGGAAAGCUCUACGAUGCCUACGUGUCCUACAGUGACUGCCCAGAGGACCGCAAGUUCGUCAACUUCAUCCUGAAGCCGCAGCUGGAGCGGCAUCGGGGCUACAAGCUCUUUCUAGAUGACGGCGACCUCCUACCCCGCGCGGAGCCCUCGGCUGAUCUCCUGGUGAACCUGAGCCGCUGUCGACGCCUCAUUGUCGUACUGUCCGACGCCUUUCUGGGCCAGGCCUGGUGCAGCCACAGCUUCCGGGAGGGACUGUGUCGGUUGCUGGAGCUCACCCGCAGACCCAUCUUCAUCACCUUCGAGGGCCAGAGGCGUGAGCCUGCACACCCCGCGCUUCACCUGCUGCGCCAGCAUCGCCACUUAGUGACCUUGGUGCUCUGGAAACCCGGCUCCGUGACGCCUUCUUCCGAAUUUUGGAAAGAGCUGCGGCUGGCGCUCCCGCGGAAGGUGAGGUACAGGACAGUGGAAGGGGACCCACAAACCCAGCUUCAGGACGACAAGGACCCCAUGUUGAUAGUCAGAGGCAACGUCCCGGAGGUUCGGACUCUGGACCCUGAAUUGGACCCGGACCCUGAAGGAGACUUGGGUGUCCGAGGGCCUAUCUUUGGGGAGCCCACAGUUCUGCCCUAUGCAAGCGGGGUCGCGCUGGGAGAGGGCCGGAGCUGCGAGGUGGACAUAUCCGAUCUUGGCUCCCGGAACUACAAUGCCCGCACUGACUUCUACUGCCUGGUUUCGGAGGAAGAUGUGUAG